AUCAAUACCUCCUAAUUCGACUAGAACUCCAGUUUCUAAAUGUUGUAUAAAUUUAGGUCUAAGGUAUGAUGUGCUUAUAGUCAUUAUCACAGAAAAAUUCUUAAAAUCUUAGCAAAAGGUGUGGAGAGGUGAGGUUAAGAGCAGAAAAAAGUUCCAGAGAGUUGAAGAAAAGAAGACGAUACGCAUAGAAAAAAUUAAAGAAAACAAAUUUUGAGGAUCAAUUAUGGCUCCAAUCAAGUUGGUGAUUAAGUUGAAUGGUCGACCAAUUUGUAAGCGAAAAUUAGAGAUUGAAGAUCAUAAUGGGCUACAAGAGGAGAAAUCAUCUAAAAAGGUACGUCUUCUUGAUUCUGGAAACAAGGUUUAUGUGAUUAAGAUGAAUGGUCGGCCAAUUUGUAAGCGAAAAUUAGAGAUUGAAGAUCGUAAUGGGAUACAAGAAGAGAAAUCACCGAAAAAGGAGAAGUUUGUUGCGUCGGGAAAAACUUUGUUUAGUUCUUGAUUUAGAUCAUACAUUACUUCACUCGGUUAAGAUUUCGGAUGUGUCGUUGGAUGAACAGGACUAUCUCAAUAGUAAAUCAGGGUUAAUUACAUGCAUGAAGACUGUUGGGAGACAUAGCUUAUACAACCACAACGGAAGGUAUACAAGGUUAAGGCCUUAUGUGCGAGAUUUUCUUGAACAAGUAUGCCAGAAAUUCGAGCUUUACGUUUAUACCAAGGGAGAACGGUGGUACGCUAAAGAGGUGGUUAGAUUGAUUGAUCCUAAAAGUGUUUAUUUUAAGAACAAAGUGAUUUCGAAAGAUGAUUCUACUGUCAGAAAUCGAAAAAAUCUAGACGUGGUUUUGGGAGCAAAUGCAACUAACACGGUAAUUAUCGACGAUACGGAGUCAGUCUGGAAAGAGCACAAAGAUAACAUAAUUCGCAUCAACAAAUUUAAUUAUUUUUCAUCAAGAAACGGCGGUGGAUAUCGGUUAAACAUGGAUAAUGAUGAGUUGGAUGAAGACGACGGUGCCCUCAAAAGAAUCUUAGAAGUUCUGCAGCGUGUUCAUGAUAAGUUCUUUGAAGAGUUCCCAGCCAAGAAUGAUGUUAGACCAGUGUUGAAAGCGGAUAUUAUCAUAUGGACUUCUUUGCUUCUGGGUUCUGGGGAGCUGCUACAAUAGGCUUAAUCCAAGGAAUGCAGUAUUGUUAUGGUUUGUCUGCAACAUCUCUCCUUAUUGCAGCAACCCAACUUGUUUCCAUGUCCCUUUUUUCAUUCAUUUGGGUUAAGCAGAAGUUCACUCUUUUCUGCAUGAAAGCUCUUCUAAUACUCAUAAUGGGUUCUAUACUUCUCAGAUCUUAGUGCUUGAUUUCUUUCAUAACAAUUUCUACAUCUGCAUCUGCAGUUUUAGGAUUCAUUCUUUUGAGGACCCAAGUUGCUUAAGCCAGGGACAAUCAAGCAAUGACUUAUCCUGUACUGUUGCAGCUUCAGUUUGUCUGGCCUUCCAUGCUACAGUGAUUUGCACAAUUGAUGUUUUAUAAACAAGGAUUUCUUUGUGAGAAAACGAGGUUAUGAAUGCAACACACGCAGAAGCAAGUUAGUAUGUAUUGGAGCAAAAACAUAUUACUUGGUGUUGGUUUCAAAUGGUGGACCUAAUUGGGGAGUAGCAUCCAAGUGCUGGUUCUAGUUCUCAGUCUAAUUUUCUAUCAUCAUGACAUUGGAGAGAGAAGACAUACUUGGUAAUUUAAUGCUUGCUACAACAUUGAAAUUGGAGGGAGCAAUUAUCCGCGAGUAUGACAAGCAAAGGUGCACUUCUACACAUUUAUGGCGCGAUGGCCGUCUUACAUGUUUAGGGUGCCCUAGGCGGACUAGUUUUGUGGCUUUUUAUGAGUUACCAAAUCUGGAGAGCUAGAUAUUCAGAUUACGAGAAAUUGGUAUAUCUAAAGUGAUAAUUUGGAUUAUGUUACACGGCCAAAUGCGGAAGAUUCAUUUUUAGCACUUUUUGGUUAAGUUUUGGGUUCGAAACUUGUAAUUUAGUUUAGCAUAAAUCUUCCCUCCCCCCACUUUAAUGUCAGUAGAUGAAAACGGAUACCUCCAAUUUGUUGAAUUUUUAUUUCAUUAUUAAACGUUAGAUGAGAUGACUUUAAAAGUUAGCCAUCAGAUCUAGACGGGAAAUUUUCGUGUGAACUAUUCACAUGGACCACUGAAUUAUCGUAAUAUAAACGCUAUGAUUCUAUUCUUC
This is a messenger RNA of Papaver somniferum (opium poppy), 2213 nucleotides long. Its product is annotated as RNA polymerase II C-terminal domain phosphatase-like 4. Bases 423 to 1154 code for a protein of 243 amino acids. Lineage: Eukaryota; Viridiplantae; Streptophyta; Magnoliopsida; Ranunculales; Papaveraceae. Gene Ontology annotation, cellular component: nucleus. The transcript is spliced from 5 exons. Gene Ontology annotation, molecular function: RNA polymerase II CTD heptapeptide repeat phosphatase activity. The record is from RefSeq and is a predicted model, not a curated record.